Molecule: messenger RNA, 1501 nt
Organism: Diospyros lotus (date-plum)
Lineage: Eukaryota; Viridiplantae; Streptophyta; Magnoliopsida; Ericales; Ebenaceae
Exons: 3
Coding region: 14-1159 (381 amino acids)
Molecular function (GO): protein dimerization activity
Source: RefSeq, a predicted model, not a curated record
CAACCUUAGAAGGAUGUUUACCUCCGAGGAGUGGAUGACAAGCAAGUGGGUAAAAGAAGCAGGGGCUAAAAAGGUUGUAGAAGUGAUUUUGAUGCCUUCACUUUGGAACAAUGUUGUAUUUGCUUUAAAGGUGGCUGGUCCAUUGGUGCGUGUAUUGCGCUUAGUGGAUGGUGAGAAGAAGCCUGCUAUGGGAUACAUAUAUGAGGCCAUGGAUAGGGCCAAAGAAGCGAUUGCUAACUCUUUUAAUGGGGAUGAAAAGAAGUAUGCACCCAUUUUUCAGAUUAUUGAUAAUCGAUGGGAUGUUCAGCUUCAUCGCCCCUUGCACGCAGCUGGUUGGUACUUGAACCCAGAAUAUUUCUACAAGGCUGAACGUAUAGAUCCAGAGAUCAUGACUGGCUUAUAUGAAUGCAUUAGAAAGUUAAAUCCAGAUAUAAAGGUUCAAGACCAAAUUGAUGCUGAGCUUUCGAUGUAUAACAAUGCAGAUAGGUUCUUUGGAAACUAUAUGGCUAUUAGAAAGAGAGCUGAGAAAUCACCAGCUGAAUGGUGGGCUUCAUAUGGAAUGUCAACACCCACGUUGCAAAAAUUUGCAAUUAAAAUUCUUAGCUUGACUUGUAGUUCAUCUGGGUGUGAACGUAAUUGGAGUGUGUUUGAAAAUCUUCAUACUAAACGGAGAAACAGGCUUGAUCAACUUCGUUUAAACGACUUGGUGUUUGUGAAAUACAAUAGAGCAUUGAGGCGUCGAUAUCAAAUGCGUGAUACCAUUGACCCUAUCAUAUUGACCGACAUUGAUGAAAGCAAUGAAUGGUUGACUGGAAAACUUGAUGAGGAGAAUGAUAAAGAUGAUGAAACUGUUUUUCCAGAUGACAUUGGGGAUGGGUUGACAUGGAGUAAUGUUGCUGCGGCUGCAGGAGUUGGAGAGCCUAGUUAUCAAUUUAGAACUAAACAAACUCGAUCACAAUUGGGAUCAACUUCGGUUUCGACUUCAAAGCGGCGAGUAACUCAAGAGAUUGAAGAGGAGGAAAGUGAGGCAGGGACCGAAGAUGAUGAAGACUUGGAAGAGGGAGAAGAAUUGAGAGAUGAAGAAGAAGAUGAAGGGGUGAUUGAAGGGGAUGAUGAAGAUAUUGACCUUGAUGUUGAUGAUCUCCUUGAUGAUGAUUGAUUAAAAAACUUUUUUAUAUUGAUUGUGGACUUGUAGUGUUUAUGUGUUUGUUUAGAACUUUGCAUUAUAAUUGGUACUUGGUAAAGUUUAAGACUUUAAGUUUGAACUUUGAUGAUGUUUCUAGUUUAGAAUUUGCAUGAUGAAUGAAUUAACUUUGAUGUUGUUAGUUUAUAGAAUUUGAAGAUAAUGAAUCAUGAAUGAUAUGAAUGUGUUAUUAUUGAUAAUUUGAUAGUUGUUUAUGAUUUUACAAGAUUUUGAGUUUUUUUCCUAAAAGGUGCGCCUCGCUUCGCAAAGGCGCGCCUCGCCUCGUGCGCCUCGCGCCUCAGGCUCCAGGACCUUUUG